Molecule: messenger RNA, 1641 nt
Organism: Nematocida minor
Lineage: Eukaryota; Fungi; Microsporidia
Exons: 1
Coding region: 1-1641 (546 amino acids)
Source: RefSeq, a predicted model, not a curated record
AUGAUUCCAAUUGCCGUGCAGGCGCGUACUCUCGUUGUGCUUGGCCUCGAGGAGCUAGAAAAAGACUCGCAGCUUUCCAAGCUAAAUGGCUUAGCUGGAGAAGAGCAGUUCGACGAAGAAAACACAAAAAUAGAUGAGUCUGUAGCGCUGAGUGUAUUUGAGAGCGCAAAGAUAGUAAACGAGCUCGUGAGCAAGCUAGACAACAUGAAAAUUAACGGAAAAACAAUCAAAGCAUUUUCUCUGUCCAGAUACAUGGCAAUGUACAGCCUGGGAAAGGCAGCAGCCAGCCAGGGGCAGGUGCCCAUUAAGCCUGCUGUGAAGAAGAUUGCUGGAGAGAAGGAGAUAGCUGUGUGGAAGUCUGAAGCGCUGGGCGAGCAGUUCUUGAUCUACAAUGAAGGCACCUUUUCCAACUACCAGCUCUCAAAAGUGUUUCCGUGCAAGCUGAUAAAGACAAAGCUGAUCAAGGAUGUAAGUGUGAGAGUGGAGAACGAUCUGGUCAUUGUCCAAAAACAGAAAAACAUCUUUGUGUAUGGAGGAUAUCUGGAGCUGCUCGAUGGCUUUGUGAUAAAUGAUCUUAUAUCGUGCUACAUGGCGGGAGACUGCAUAGUGAUAGGAGACAGACCAGAUCCUGUCACGCAAGUGUGGAGUAUCCACAACGUAUACACAAAAUCGCUGAUUAAAACAGUUGAAAUAUCAAAAGAAGAAAAGUUUUCAGUUUCAAAAGACCUAACACACUAUCUUAUCUCACACGAGAAUACGAUAGAGAUAAAGUCAAUGCAGACCGACGAGAACAUCUUCCCAGAAUACUCAGUUAGAGAGCAGAACAAGAAAGUAGAAGGGCUUAUGUCUCCGCAUGAUAAUACUGUAUUUGUCGUAAAAUCAACUGCAAUAAGCAUGGAGUGGAUUCUCUACUGUCUCACAACAGGAAACAUAAUAAGAAGAAAAGCCUUCUCGAAUAUAGAGAGCUACGCUGUCACAUUUGCAGAGCAGGAGGUGGCCAUUGUGAACGUGAGAAAGAUAGGAGGGAAGUGCAGCCAUUACAUGGACAUAUGGAACACAGACGGAAACCGAGUUAUCUCCAAGGCCCUUGGCGAGAAUAUAAAGGCUGUAUACCCCAGCAAAUACACAACGGUUGUUCUCGGCCAGUCAGUGUGCAAGGUUUACAAAAGACUGCAGUAUCGAUUGCACGAUGGAGUAACGGUUAAAGAUUCUAUCUCAAAAGUAGAGGCUGGAGAGAUAACUGUGCUGCUGAGCUCAACGCAUGCGUAUGUGAUAGACCGCGAGGGAGAGCUCCUGAAUAAGAUAGAGAUAGGAGGCAUGGCCGACAUACAGGUAUCGCCUUUUGGGCUGUACAUUGCACUGCUAUCGGAAGGACAGGUUCGCGUGCUGGACAUCUGCGGAAAGGAAGUCUUUGCAUCAAACAUAGAAAAAAAUAACGGAUUUUUCUGGAGAACAGUCGUAAAUGCAGCAGAUGGAGUAUCGCUUGGAGACGAGGAGAUACAGAAGUACAAGACAGAGGACAGCCUCAGAAGAAAGGAGGCAAGAAAACAGUUCAUGAAAGAAAACGAAGAGAAGAUACAGGAGUGGAGGGAUUUCCUGAGUAGCAUGGCGGAGUUUAGAAGUCUAGCAAUGAGAAACUAA